AUAACCACUUGAAUCAUAAAUUCAUAAUACAUGAAUGGUACCUCAUUUCGUGUAUUAUAACAAGGACAAUAUCACCAACCUACAAACUAGUAUGCACAUAGUACCCGGACAGAGAGAUAGCCACGUGAAGAUCUCAUGUCAAGUCAAGAAAAGGAAAGGAAAUUGCAGAGCCAGAGAGAGAACAUUUGGCUACAAUGAAACGUAAGUAUCAGCACAACCAAGACAUGAAUGACCUGAGGCAGGCUUUGAUAUGACUAAAAGAACGUACACAAGAGCCAGCCUUCAUUUCUCAAUACUGUCCUCGAAUCUAGGCCGACAUAUACAAAAUACGAUCAGGCUGCUAGUGUAUACAUUUGUGGUUGGUUUACCAGAAGAGUAUACGUAUGCUGCACAUCGUACCGAGCUCGAUCUGUAGCCAUGUUCAAGGCCUGGAUAGCUCUUGGUAAUUCUUCACCGAAAUACUACGACUUGUAGAGAAGGUCCACACUAAGUCUCCCAUGGUUUAUCCACCUGCUCAUGUUCUUAGUCCAGCUACCUCUUCACUUUACUGCUCAAUGAUUUUACUCUACUUUUGACAGAACUCUGUUGCAUCCUACAUAGAAAAGUCUUUUAUAUAACAUAUAACUUGGAGAUCAAGUAGUUGACAGGAGUGAAGCUACAUGUAGUUUAGAGGACUUACAAAAAGACCUAUACAGACGAGAUGCCAUACACUGUACAAAGGACUAUGAAACUGACUAGCCAUCCAUGGAGGAAAAGGAGAUGUAUGUAGUCGCCCACCACUUCAUUAACUGGGCGUAGGCCACUCCCAAAGUGUCCUGCAAAAUUUCCUAUCACUCUGUUUCUCAUAAUACACCCACUGAGACCCCCUUUUCUCAAUAAGACAACAGAACUAAUUUUGGCAGUACAAUUAGUGAGAAAUUUUCCCUCCCGUGUUUAUGUUGUUGUUUGCUGUAGUACUCACACAGUUAGCAAACUUUAAGAGACCAAGGGAAAUAUCCAAGAAAUACUCGUCAAAACUAUCCAAGAAAGGUUAAGCCUAAUUGACCCUUUCUAUUUACCAUCUCUUGCCUUCCAUCCAACGAAAGUUCAUCUUUUGAGUUCUGCCCUUAAAGUUUGUAACUUUAUUUGUUUCAAACCAUCAACCAAAGUCAUUGCCCUUCUACAUUAAUUCUAUGUUAAGAGGGUAGGGAUAGAAUUACUAUAAAUUUAUGGGAUACAAACUGAUCACCUCAUAGUCAUUGCCCUUUCUCUGGCAGCAUUAAGUCAAUAACCUAAUGGUUUAAAUGUGAGAUGAUUGGAUCACGACACAAUCCAAAGGUUUGCAUAUGAUUCAAAUGGGUAUUCUAGCAAUAAGAAGAGAUUUCUACUUAUCACCCUUUUCUGAAAUUCUGUAGAGAGAAAUCAGAAAAGGAAGAAAGGGAAGGGAAGGGAGUGUGUACCGUGUAGGUGAAGGCUGUUAAAUACCAGCUAACCUAGUACAAACCUUUUAGUUCGCCGACACUGUCCUCUUCUAACCUCUAACCUCUUUCCUCUGCCGUCCCUUCUUCCUUUUCCUUUCCCCCCUUCAUUGAUCAUCAUUCAUCAUCGUCAUCAUAAUCCUGACCUCUUGCAGCUUUGCCUCCUAUAAUUACCUUGCCCUUGUCUUCUCUCUCUUUCUGUGCAUUCCUGUACUUUGAAAAGCCAGCCUUACCCAUUCUCUGUUGAAACUCUGAACUCCCCUGUACUUUCCUGUCACACAACUGAAACCUUCCUUCCCCUUGUUCUCUCCCUUGAACCCACCAACAAAACCAGCCCAAUGGUGCAAUCAAGGAAGUUCAGAGGCGUCAGGCAGCGUCAUUGGGGCUCUUGGGUCUCGGAAAUUCGACACCCUUUACUGAAACGGAGGAUCUGGCUGGGAACAUUCGAGACUGCCGAGGAAGCUGCGAGAGCAUACGACCAAGCAGCAAUCCUGAUGAGCGGACGCAACGCCAAGACCAAUUUCCCCGUUCCUCAGUCCACCACCUCCGGCGAAACCAAACCCUCCUCCUCCUCCUCAUCCUCAUCAUUCCCAUCAGCCCCGCCGCCGCCGAUAAAAAAUGGGCUGUCUGAAAUUCUCCACGCCAAGCUCCGCAAGUGCAGCAAGACGCCCUCGCCGUCGAUGACCUGCCUCAGGCUCGACACCGAGAGUUCCCACAUUGGGGUCUGGCAGAAACGCGCGGGGCAGCGGUCUGAUUCCAAUUGGGUCAUGACCGUCCAGCUAGGCAACCGAUCGUCGACUUCGAGCAAUACCCAGCUGGAAAAAGAAGCUACUGACAAUCCAAUAAGUACCGACAAUUCGGAAAAGGCGUCGGCAGAGCCGGUGCCGGAAAUCAGGAAGGAAAUUGAAGAAGAGGAGAGAAUGGCGCUGCAGAUGAUCGAGGAGCUGCUGAAUCGGAACUGCCCAAGUCCGAGUCCGAGUCCAAAUCCGAGUAAUGAGUUCGGAAUCGACGGAGCGGCGGCGGCGGAAGCAAGGGAAGAGGAUAGUGGCAGUGGAGAGCUGAGUGAGCUGCUUCAGGGGAGCUUUUUCAUAUGAGACAAAAAAAAAAAAAAAAAAAAACAGGGUGGUGUGUCUUUAUCAUGGGAUAUCUGUUGUGUUUUUUCUUUAUUUUAUUUAAUUUGUCAAUUAAUUAUAUUAUUAUAUGAUAUUUAUAUGUGUAUAGGGAUUGGAAAUUUGCAUGUGAAUUUCCUUUCAUAUGUUUUUUUAUCCUUUCUGCCUAGGAUAUUAAUAUUAUAGGGAAAUAUAUAGUACCCAAGAAGGGAAAAUAAAUUUUAAUGGAAUUU
Messenger RNA from Linum trigynum, 2799 nucleotides. The record is from the annotation of a GenBank genome assembly. NCBI's taxonomy places the organism in Eukaryota, Viridiplantae, Streptophyta, Magnoliopsida, Malpighiales, Linaceae.